AUGCCUGUCCCGACCCCGCCAGACGAUUUUGAGGCAGGCGUUGAUGGAGACGAUGACGAGCUUGAAAGCGUCGGAGAGGAGGAGGCUCCCGAUAGCGAGCCCGAGACGGCAAAAAAGCGGCGGUCGUCGAAAGGUCGGCGUAAAUCCACUGGCGGGCAUGUCUCGUCCUCAAAGCAACCGACAAAAAAGCCAGCGAAAGAUUCGAUUCCGUCAAAACGAAAGUCGAUUCCCACGGCGGAGCCCGGCAAACCGGGUAAGAAGGCAAAGGUCGAGGGGAAAAAGCGCAAGAGAAACGAGAAAGAGGAAGAAGAUAAGAACAAGGAGGAAGCGAGUCUGGAGGCUAUGGACGAUGUCCAGGAGGAGCCACCAGUGCUGCGGAGAAGAAAGGCCGCUAGAACGAGGGGGCGGGACGGAGAAGAUGGGGAUGUGAGUGAGAGACUAAAGGAUUUGCAAGAGAAGCUUGAGGACGCCAACCAAUCCAUAGCCACACUGAAGCGGCGCCUGCGAAAACGGGAAAGUCAACUCGCUUCCAUGACGAACAUGUCGGAACCUGUGCGAGUUGUGGCCCCCGCUGCCCCGGAGAAUCUUGCUGUUCCCAAACGCUUGGCUUCGAAAACGCACUCCAAUGCUGUUAAUGCUGACGAAUUUGCCAAAAUGUAUGGGGCCCUGCAGGAUAGUUUCACCGCCUUCAAGAAGCUCGUCUUUGCAGCUGAUGCCUCUCGAUCCUCACUCGAUCGAGAAACGAAGGAUGUGCAAGAAAAGUUUGCGAAGCUCAUCAGUGACGUCAAGAAUACUGAACACAAGGCUGCUGAGCAAGAAAAGCUUUUAUGCAGGCAGCUAACGGAAUUGCUGGAAGGUGACGUUGCUCUCGCAGCGCUUCGAGCUCACAAGGCAGGAAAUUUCGUUAAGAGCAUGGGUAAGACAUGCAAAGGUAUGCCACUUAUAAGCCAUCUCUGCGCUGAAAUCCGUUCCAAGUGGCUGCUGCAAGUCAAAACUUUCAUGACGGAACAGUCGGCGACUCAGGAAAAUGGCGAAGCGGCUGGAAAGGGAAUGUCCGAGUCAGUAGAACGUGAGGUGGCGGACAGCAAUUCAACAGAUAGUGCUAUGGGAAAGGGUGAGGCCAGCAAGGACGGCACGAAGAAACCCACUGCCACCACUACCACAGGAGAUGCAGUGACCGCGAAGGGAAGAGCUGCGGAAGCCGGCUCGCGAGCUGAUGAGCAGAUGGCAGACGUGGAGGCGGAAGAGGCUUCCCGCGGGGAGGCUCUUGAAGGCGGAAAGGUUCCGGCUCAUCUCACAAACGAGGAAAAUGAAGAGGCGAAGCCCGACCCAACCAUCGAGUUGGCAGCAAAGGCGGAGACGGCGCCUGAUAGCCCACGGAAAGCCAAAGAGUCUGGCGGAAGGACGGAGGAUGGAACGCAGGGUAAGGUCCGGGCAGACUUGGAGAUGGAUCCGCAUAAAAAGACAGCUUCAAGAGGGGACGGACCUGUUGGGGGUAGAGCCCCCGUGGCAAAGAAUGAUUCCAAAUCUCAUGAAGUACUCUCCGAGAAAAUCGACGAUAAGACUGGCACCAGGGGUGCAGCAAAGCUAGAAUCGAAUGGGAGAAGGCAAGACACAAAGACACUGUCUUCAAAGAAGGGCGAAAACAAGAAGGGCAUGGUUUUGUCAUCUCCGACACGUCCGCAAUCAGCUUUGCAUGAGGGGCAAGACUCCAUGGGACAUGAUACUUCUAAUUCUCCCGUGGAAACUUUACGAGGCGAGCAAGCAGGGGCCGGCGCUUCUAGUGCACGUACACGGAGACGACAGGCACUUGAGAGGUCUAGAGGCGCUCCCCCGGGAGACGGGGAAAACGCCGCCGGCGAAGAAAAGAAGCCACCAUCCACAGGAGUCGAAAAUGAGACUGCUGCAGUAUAGAUUCUAUUCGCGAUUUCAUGUUUGCGCUCUUUGAUAAAUGUAUUGAACAUAA
Messenger RNA from Chondrus crispus (carragheen), 1966 nucleotides. RefSeq lists its product as hypothetical. Lineage: Eukaryota; Rhodophyta; Florideophyceae; Gigartinales; Gigartinaceae. The record is from RefSeq and is a predicted model, not a curated record. The transcript has 2 exons. The coding region runs from base 1 to 1914 and encodes 637 amino acids.